UUAACUUCAAACCCAUCUCUCUCAUUUACAAUCUGUGAGACCAAACCAUGCCUGAGGCACCAAAGUAUGAAUCUUUAGAUGCUUUCGAUCUGACCCUCGACGAGAAGAACAAGAGGAAGCUUCAGUUAAUCGAGGAACUGACCUCAAACGCCGACAAAGUCCAGAGACGUGUCUUAGAAGAGAUCUUGACCCGUAAUGCUGACGUGGAGUAUCUCAGACGACAUGACCUUAACGGUCGCACGGACAGAGAGACUUUCAAGAACGUGAUGCCUGUUAUAACCUACGAGGAUAUACAGCCUGAGAUCAACAGAAUCGCUAAUGGUGAUAAAUCUCAUAUCCUCUCUUCAAUGCCCAUCUCUGAGUUCCUCACCAGCUCUGGGACAUCUGGUGGAGAGAGGAAGCUAAUGCCAACAAUUGAAGAAGAGCUAGACAGAAGAUCACUUCUCUACAGUUUCUUGAUGCCGGUAAUGAGCCAGUUUGUUCCCGGUCUCGACAAAGGCAAAGGAAUGUAUUUCUUGUUCAUCAAGUCAGAAUCCAAGACACCAGGAGGCCUACCUGCACGUCCCGUCUUAACCAGUUAUUACAAAUCUUCCCAUUUCAAAGAAAGACCCUUUGACCCUUACACCAACUACACAAGCCCCAACGAGACCAUCCUUUGCCCUGACUCUUACCAGAGCAUGUACUCACAGAUGCUUUGUGGCUUAUGCCAACACCAGGAGGUUCUUAGAGUGGGAGCUGUUUUCGCCUCUGGAUUCAUCAGAGCUAUCAAGUUUCUUGAGAAGCACUGGACCGAGCUGGUCCGUGACAUCAGAACCGGUACACUAAGCUCCUUGGUAACUGAUCCUUCAGUGCGGGAGGCGGUUGCUAAGAUCCUUAAACCGAACCCUAAACUCGCAGAUUUUGUGGAAUUUGAGUGUAAGAAGAGAUCCUGGCAAGGGAUUAUCACUAGGUUGUGGCCUAACACAAAGUAUGUGGAUGUGAUUGUGACAGGGACAAUGUCUCAGUACAUUCCAACUUUGGAUUACUACAGCAAUGGCUUGCCUCUUGUCUGCACAAUGUAUGCUUCUUCAGAGUGUUACUUUGGAGUGAACCUGAGGCCACUGUGUAAACCUAGCGAGGUCUCUUACACGCUCAUACCAACCAUGGCUUACUUCGAGUUCUUGCCUGUUCAUAGAAACACAGGUGUUACUAACUCCAUCAGUCUACCUAAAGCACUAACUGAGAAAGAGCAACAAGAGCUUGUUGAUCUUGUUGAUGUUAAGCUUGGCCAGGAGUACGAGCUCGUUGUCACCACUUAUGCUGGACUUUGUAGAUACAGAGUUGGUGAUUUGUUGAAAGUGACUGGAUUCAAGAACAAGGCACCUCAAUUCAGUUUCAUAUGCCGCAAGAAUGUGGUCUUGAGCAUAGAUUCCGACAAGACCGACGAGGUUGAGCUUCAGAACGCUGUAAAGAACGCAAUGACACACCUUGUCCCAUUCAAUGCCUCACUCUCUGAAUACACAAGCUAUGCGGAUACAAGUUCCAUCCCUGGACAUUAUGUCCUGUUCUGGGAGCUAUGUUUGGAUGGAAACACACCGAUCCCUCCUUCUGUCUUUGAGGAUUGCUGCCUGGCCGUGGAAGAGUCUUUCAACUCUGUUUAUAGACAAGGAAGGGUUAGUGACAAGUCCAUAGGUCCACUUGAGAUCAAGAUUGUUGAGUCAGGGACAUUUGAUAAGCUCAUGGACUAUGCUAUUAGCUUGGGAGCAUCUAUUAAUCAGUAUAAGACGCCGAGAUGUGUGAAAUUUGCACCAAUUAUUGAGCUGUUGAACUCAAGAGUUGUUGAUAGUUACUUCAGCCCCAAGUGUCCUAAAUGGGUUCCUGGUCACAAACAGUGGGGAAGUAACUAAGAUGGAAUCAGGAACCGUGAAGAGAUAGUUUUUCUAAAUAGAAGGUUUGGGACUUGCAAAUUAUGUCUUUCUAAUCUUAUUUUUAGUUUAAUUUUUUUUUUUUUUGGUAUUCAUUUAUGCAUAGCCCAUGCUGAAUUUAAAAACUAGUUGUACAAAAGCAAAUCACGUUUCUCCAAGCAACCCAAUCACUUUCUUGAGCCUCUAAACUUACUAUUUUAAUGCUUUAUUG
Eruca vesicaria subsp. sativa (arugula) is the source of this 2115-nucleotide messenger RNA. The record is from the annotation of a GenBank genome assembly. Lineage: Eukaryota; Viridiplantae; Streptophyta; Magnoliopsida; Brassicales; Brassicaceae.